This is a messenger RNA of Fonsecaea nubica, 912 nucleotides long. RefSeq lists its product as hypothetical. NCBI's taxonomy places the organism in Eukaryota, Fungi, Ascomycota, Eurotiomycetes, Chaetothyriales, Herpotrichiellaceae. Bases 1 to 912 code for a protein of 303 amino acids. The record is from RefSeq and is a predicted model, not a curated record. The transcript has a single exon.
AUGUUGUUGAACCAUCUUCUCCUGGGCCUCUUUGGGCUCUGGGCCAUCUACUUUUUCCUUGUCAAACUCAUUCUCUUCAAACUCAUCCUCAAUAUUAUCUUGCCACUCAUCAUCCGAUACCUCCUGAUCCCCAGUUUACCAGACUGUGUCCGUCCAUACGCAGAGCGCGCCCUGGAAAAAUGCGAUGAACACUGCUACGCCAUCCCUCUGGAGCCCAAGGGUCCUUCCAACCGCGAUGUCUACCGCACUGCCAUGACCCUGACCCGUGUCACCGAUCGUGAUGUGGUGACAGAGAUCCUUGACCUGGCCGAAUUGUGGCAUGAUGUUCAUCUGGUGUCAAGAAUCGACCCAGAGCCGGUCAAUGUCAACGACCGGGAGCACAGCCGCAACUCUCACAAGCCAGGUCUGAUCUAUGUCGAAGCUGAAUUGCCUGCCACAUUGCCACCCAAAGCGUUACGUUCCAUUACAUUCAGCACCAGUUCUCGUGAUCAAGGUCACACCACUGAGAUGCAGGAUAUCGGAACAUACAGAAACAGCAAGACCUGGUUCGAAGUCGAGAUCUACCCACCUGGUCAGAGUGUGCGCUCAGCAGACGAAGAAGACAUGUCCUCGUCAGAAGACGAAGAGGAGCCACCACCAAAGCCUCCACGAAAGUUUCAAGUGGAAGGAGAGCCUGUGUUCGAUUUCCCACCAAGAAAGAUAAUCACCAACAUUCACGCGGGUCAGGAAUUCAAGACUCAUACCGUCACGUGGCACUACGAUGAUGAAGAUCCAGACAUCAGAAGACUCAUCAGAACUAUGGGUGCUGGGUGGAAGGUGGCCAUCAGCGUGUGGGCACAAGCUCAUACGUGGGAAAACUACGUUCGAAGUGCUAGGAUUGACUGCCGUGUCCAUACUGUCAGAAAGUUGUGA